Molecule: messenger RNA, 1617 nt
Organism: Diospyros lotus (date-plum)
Lineage: Eukaryota; Viridiplantae; Streptophyta; Magnoliopsida; Ericales; Ebenaceae
Product: ATP-dependent DNA helicase PIF1-like
Exons: 1
Coding region: 1-1617 (538 amino acids)
Biological process (GO): telomere maintenance; DNA repair
Molecular function (GO): DNA helicase activity
Source: RefSeq, a predicted model, not a curated record
AUGAAGUUACUUCCCGCUGUAAUUGGAGCAUACAGGUACUUUAGCUCCAGAACUACUAUCAAAAGUGAAAAAUGGACUUACAGCAAGAAGAAGAAGACAAUGAAGGGCACCCAAAACAUUAAGAGGAGCAGAAUUAGGUGGACCAACGAACAGUUGCAAGUUCUGGAUGCUAUUUCUCAGGGAAAGUCUGUUUUUAUUACUGGAUCUGCGGGUACUGGAAAGACCUUCUUACUUCAUCAUAUCAUCAAAAGGCUACAUGAACUUCACGAAAAGUCUAAAGUUUUCGUGACUGCAUCGACUGGAUUGGCUGCUUGUGCUCUUGCGGGUCAGACCCUUCACUCCUUUGCUGGCAUUGGACUUGCUGAGGCAGAUCGUGAAACCUUACUUCAAAGGGUUGUUUUGGAUAGGAAGGCUUUCAGGAGGUGGAAUAUAGCCCAAGCAUUGGUUAUGGAUGAAAUUAGCAUGGUUAGUGCCGAGUUAUUUGAUACUCUGGAGUACAUUGCACGAAAAGUGCGCAAGGAAGAUGGCAAUUCGGAGAACAAAGUGUGGGGCGGACUACAGCUGGUUGUGAGCGGGGAUUUCUUUCAGCUACCUCCCAUUGUCAUUAAGAAGAAUUCCAAAGGAAAACAAUUUGCGUUCGAAGCAGAUUGUUGGAAUUCAAGCUUUGAUAUGCAGGUGGAGCUGACUAAAAUCUUUAGGCAAUCAGAGGCUGAGCUAGUCAGGUCACUUCAGAACAUAAGAAAAGGGGAGUGUUAUCCUGCCGACUUGCAACUCUUAAAGAAGUGUUGUUCAGAAACAGAGCCAAGUCCAUCAGCAGUACAACUCUUUCCAAUGAACAAAGAUGUGAAUAGAGUGAAUCAGAAGAAAAUGGAGAAGUUAGAGGGCCCCCUUUUUUCUUACCAUGCUCUUGAUCUUGGUGAGGAUCCUUGGAAGAAGCAGGUUAGGCAAGGGAUUGCACCUGAUGAACUUAUACUAUGUAAAGGUGCCAGGGUGAUGCUGAUCAAGAAUUUAAAUCCUUGGCGUAAAUUGGUGAACGGGGCUGUGGGUACAGUUAUGGGGUUUAGGCGUACAGGUAGAGUGGGAAUUUCUGAAAUAUGUGAGCAACAACUGGUGCCAUUAGUAAAAUUUGAUUCCGGACUAAGGGUGAUUAUUUAUCCAGAAACUUGGGUUGUGAAGGUAGGAGACACGAUUGUUGCCACACGCAAGCAGAUUCCUCUCACAUUGGCAUGGGCUCUGAGCAUCCAUAAGUGCCAAGGCCUGACCCUUGAUAGCCUCCACACCGACCUCUCCAGUACUUUUACCUUUGGAAUGGUCUAUGUUGCACUUUCUCGAGUCCGAAGCUUGGAUGGCCUUCAUUUAUCCGGUUUUGAUCCCUCCAUGAUUAAGGCACACCCAAAAGUUCUCCAGUUUUAUAAGAGAUUUUCCUGCGGGCAUGAUGAGGAAAGGGAGGAUCACAAUUCUUGCAAGAACAAAACUAGCAGCACCAAUGUAAUCCAUGUUUCAAACAGGACAAGUUAUGAAAAAAGGAGCAGAACUCCCAUCUUCUUUCCUUACAUUAAGCCAAACUUAUCUUUAGUAAGUUGGGUUAACAGAUUUACCAAGAAAGUACAACGGUAA